AUGAUGCUGCUCUGGUUAUUUUCUUCCCGGAGAGGAAGACGAUCACAAGCGAUUACUGUGGAUAUGGUGAUGUCAAUGAUACUUAAUCCUCAAGAGUCGCACUCCAAUUCUCGCACCAAAGGGAAAGACUGUAGAAAAGUGAAAAUGGCUCCUCGUUGUUUCGCUCUGUUCACCAUUUUCGUCUUCGCAAUCAUUCCUCAUAUUCAGGGUAUCGCGACCAAUGAUCAACGUGCGCAGAUCUCCGUACGCUCUUCGCCAUUUGAAACAGCCCUCGCAGUCCUUCAGGAGCAAAUUGGCUAUAAAUUCCGAAAACCUGGGCUUCUUCGCCGUUCAAUGACCCAUGCCUCUUUCUCUGAAGAGAAUAACAGGGCUCUGAGCAUUUUGGGCGCCAAUGUCAUAGAAACAUCAGCCUCUCUACGACUGCUUGAAAAAGACCUUGAGAUUUCUGCAAAAGAAUUGAACCGUCGUGUUUCAGAGCUAUCCAAAGUAGAAUCUUCCUGUGCCGCUGACGGGUUGCGCUUGGGAUUGCAUAAGGUGGUUAGAGUCUCUCCCAAGACUAAUUCUACCACCCCUUUGGUGGUUUGUGGGGCUUUCAGAGCAAUAUUUGGCGCUAUUGCUAUUGAUUUAGGGAAGUCCGAUGAUGCUGGAAGCUAUUUCUGGGGUGUUCAUGGCGGUCAAGUUGGCGGAGCUCUUGCAAUGUAA
Messenger RNA from Prunus armeniaca (apricot), 702 nucleotides. NCBI's taxonomy places the organism in Eukaryota, Viridiplantae, Streptophyta, Magnoliopsida, Rosales, Rosaceae. The record is from the annotation of a GenBank genome assembly.